GCACGAUUUCGGCGAAAUGCCGCACACCGUAGACAUGGAUUUGGCUGGGCUCCUGGAAAGACAGCAUCAGGAGUUGAUGGCGCGCAUGGACCAAUGCAUCGAGAGCGUUGCCAGCCUCGACGCUCGCUUUCGAGGUGUCCAGGAGAGUACUUGGAAGGAGGAGUCGGAGGUCAAGGUGGCCACUCUGAAGCUGGAGGUGCCCGGAGAGUCUCGGGGCUCCAGCGCAAGGCCCUCGCAGGCCUCGAAGCUCUCUGAUGAGGUGAAGCAACCUCGGAAGCCAGCUCUGAAGAGGAUGGAUAGCUACAGCCUGGCGGUGAUCAAGUCCCUGCAAUGGGCGGAACAGCUGAAGAAGCUUUGGGCGCCCAGUGGCUCCUUGAAGACCCACAACGAGUCGAAAGCGGAGACAGUUUGGAGGAAGUGUCAGGAGGGUGCGAGCUGGAUCAUGAACUCCUACUGCGCGAACCUCUUCUUCGCCUUCAUCAUUUUGAGUAACUCAAUUUUUCUAGGAGUGCAACUGCAGUGGCGCGUGGACAACGCGGAGCUGGCUCUGGAUCCCGCAUUUACGAUAGUACACAAUAUCUACGCCGUGCUUUUCACCCUGGAAGCCCUGCUACGUUUGGUGGCGGCGGGCGUUUGCGGGUACUUCUGCGGCCGCGGAUGCAAGUGGAACUGGCUGGACGCCUUUGUGGUGACCUCCUCCUGGACAGAGCUCGCCUUUGACCUCUCUGAGCCGGGAACCUCCAGCAGUCCGUCCAACAGCAACCUUCGGCUGAUCCGGAUCUUGCGAAUGGGACGUCUCUUGCGGGUGAUUCGAGUAGUUCGUGUCGUGCGGGUGUUCAAGGCCUUACGGACUCUGGUGCAUUCGCUGGUGGACACGACGAAGUCCCUUGUUUGGGCCAUGCUGCUGUUGGCGCUGAUCGUCUACAUCUUCUCCAUCUUGUUCACGGAUGUGGUGCUAGAUCACCUGCAGUAUGACGGCACCUCCAGCAUUGGCGACGAGAAGCUAGCGAUGUACUUCGGGACGAUCUUCAGCUCCUGCACGACGCUCUUCAGAUCUUUGUUAAACGGUUUCAGCUGGUACGAUGCCGCUGAUGCUCUGGGCGGUGUGCACAGCUUCUGGGCUCAGAUGUUUCAUUUCUACAUGGCCUUCUGCACAUUUGCCGUGAUGAACGUCAUGACAGGUGUCUUCUGCAACAGCGCGAUAAAAGCUGCUGAACGUGAUCACGAUAUGGUCGUACAGUCGCUGUUGCAGAACCAGCAGGAGUUCCAGAGCCUGGUGCACAACUUGUUUCGAAAGAUCGACAAGCACAACGUGGGGAAGAUCACAUUGGGGGACUUGGAAGAGCACUUCAAUGAUGAAUCCGUCAAGGCCUUCUUCGAGUCCCUGGAGAUCGGCGCGGUGGACGCCUGGACGCUUUUCCUGAGCCUUGACGUGGACGGAGACCACGUCAUCAGCGUGGAGGAGUUUAUGGAGAGAUGUGUGCAGCUGCGGGGCCCCGCGCGAUCCGUGGACCUCUAUGCCUUGAAGCAGCAGAAUGUGAAGCUUCGUGAGCUGGUGGAUUCCGUGGCCGAAUCCCAGCAGCGCUUGGAGCGGAAGCUGCAGCGCGGCGAAGCAUCGCCGCGAUCCUCGCCCCGGCUGCAGGACUCCUUGUGAGCGAGUCGUUUUCAAAGCCUCGGAGGGCGUAGAACAGCGCACAUACAUGCGCAC
Molecule: messenger RNA, 1708 nt
Organism: Effrenium voratum
Lineage: Eukaryota; Dinophyceae; Suessiales; Symbiodiniaceae
Source: the annotation of a GenBank genome assembly